Octodon degus (degu) is the source of this 1215-nucleotide messenger RNA. It is a transcript of the gene Ccno, whose product is annotated as cyclin O. The coding region runs from base 1 to 1053 and encodes 350 amino acids. Gene Ontology annotation, biological process: mitotic cell cycle phase transition; regulation of cyclin-dependent protein serine/threonine kinase activity. Lineage: Eukaryota; Metazoa; Chordata; Mammalia; Rodentia; Octodontidae. The record is from RefSeq and is a predicted model, not a curated record. Gene Ontology annotation, molecular function: cyclin-dependent protein serine/threonine kinase regulator activity. Gene Ontology annotation, cellular component: cyclin-dependent protein kinase holoenzyme complex; nucleus; centrosome. The transcript has 3 exons.
AUGGUGACCCCCUGCCCCGCCAGCCCCGCGGCCUGGUCCGAGAGGCGGCACCAUGAACCGAACCUUCGGGCCCCGGUGAAGAAGAGCCGGCGCCCGCGCCUCCGCAGGAAGGAGCCUCUGCGACCCCUGAGCCCGCGCCUGCUCCCGGGGGACUCGGGCGUCUGCGACGUGUUCGAGUCCCCGGGUUCGGGCUCGGACGGCGAGGACAGCCCUGGGGCAGGGGCUGCGGCGCGGAGCUGCAGCCCGCCGCCCAAUCCCGGCCAGCUGCUGGCGCCCCUCGACCUGCAGACCUUCCGCGACUACGGCCCGAGCUGCUACGCUUUCCGCAAGGCUCAGGAGAGCCGCUUCCACCCGCUGGAGUCGCUGGCGCGGCAGCCGCAAGUGACCGCGGAGUCCCGCUGUAAGCUCCUCAGCUGGCUCAUUCCCGUGCACCGCCAGUUCGGGCUGUCCUUCGAGUCGCUGUGCCUGACGGUGAACACCCUGGACCGCUUCCUCACCACCACGCCUGUGGCCGCCGACUGCUUCCAGCUGCUUGGGGUCACCGCGCUACUCAUCGCUUGCAAACAGGUAGAAGUUCACCCACCGCGAGUGAAACAGCUCCUGGCGCUGUGCUGCGGCGCCUUCUCCCGGCAGCAGCUCUGCAACCUCGAGUGUAUCGUGCUGCACAAGCUGCACUUCAGCCUGGGGGCGCCCACCAUCAGCUUCUUCUUGGAGCACUUCACUCAAGAGCGCGUGCAGGCGGGGCAAGUCGAGGCCUCCGAAGCUCUGGAAGCGCAGAUCUUGGCGCGGGGAGUAGCGGAGCUGAGCCUGGCCGACUACGCCUUCACCAGCUACGUCCCCUCCUUGCUGGCCAUCUGCUGCUUGGCGCUGGCGGACCGCAUGCUCCAGGUCCCGUGCCCGGUGGACCUGCGCCUGGGCGAGCACCCCGAGGGGGUGCUGGAGGACUGCCUGCACAAGCUGCAGCUGCUGGUGGCCAUAAACAGCGCCUCCCUGUCUCACAUUCUGCCCCUCCGGAUCUUCGAGAAGUGCAGCUUGUCCCCAAGCCUGAAAUAAAGUAGACCUUUGGGCUCCUUUGCUGGGAAUGAUGGACUCCUCCCAGUGCCUCAGAAGAGUUCAGUAUUUAUCUAAAGAAGGUGGUGCAGGUUUCCAGAUUGGUAUUCUGCAGGUUAUAAAGACUGCACUGUAGCAAAUCCAUUUUAUUUUGUUCCAGAACGU